This is a messenger RNA of Coffea arabica (coffee), 1344 nucleotides long. NCBI's taxonomy places the organism in Eukaryota, Viridiplantae, Streptophyta, Magnoliopsida, Gentianales, Rubiaceae. The record is from RefSeq and is a predicted model, not a curated record.
AUGGGAUGUGUAUUGGGACAACACGACGAAUCGGGGAAGAGGGAGCAAGCUAUCUAUUACCUCAGUAAGAAGUUCACUGCGUAUGAGGCCAACUAUUCUUUUCUUGAGAGGAGUUGUUGUGCUCUAGCUUGGGCCGCUCAAAAGCUGAGGCAUUACUUGCUCAGUCAUACUACUUACCUCAUUUCCCGCUCCGACCCCUUGAAAUAUCUGUUGGGAAAGCCUAUGCCGACUGGGCGUGUGGCAAAAUGGCAGAUGAUUCUUUCGGAGUUUGACAUCAUUUUUACUACGCAAAAGGCAAUCAAGGGCCAGGCUGUGGCCGACCAUUUGGCUGAAAAUCCACUGAAAGAUGAUUAUCAACCGCUUCACAAUCAUUUUCCGGAUGAGGAUGCCUUGUUCAUGGAUAUAGCAGAAGAUAUGAAUGAUCAAUGCCCGGAGUGGAGGUUGUUCUUUGACGGCGGGUCAAAUUCCUUCGGGGCCGGUAUUGGAGCUGUUCUAGUAUCGCCUGAAGGAAAGCAUUAUCCUGGUUCGCCCAAACUCCGAUUUUUCUGUACUAAUAAUAUGGCUGAAUAUGAAGCUUGCAUUUUUGGGUUAAAAAUGGCGUUAGAAAUGGAGAUUAAGGAUUUACUAGUAUUCAACGAUUCAGAUUUGCUUGUACAUCAGACUCUUAAGGAGUGGAUCACUCGGGAUUCAAAGAUCUUGCCCUAUCAUUGCAGCUUAGUGGAGUUAGCAAAUAAAUUUAGGAGUUUGGAGUUUCGGCAUAUUCCACGUGUCAGAAAUGUCUUUGCCGAUGCAUUGGCCACUUUAUGUUCAAUGAUUCAACAUCCAGAUGAGUUGGUAAUUGAACCCAUCCAGAUUCAUCUACAAGAAAAACCUGCUCACUGCUUAGUUGUGGAAAAGUCUUUCGAUGGCCGUCCCUGGUACAAUGAUAUCAAGGAAUUUCUCAAAACGGGAUCCUAUCCUCCUGGGGCCGAUACAACUGCUAAAAGCUUCUUGCGCAAAUUGUCUUCCAAAUUUUUCCUAAAUGGAAAAGACUUCUACUGGGGCAACUCCCUACAAUCUCAUGUACGGAAUGGAAGCAAUUUUGCAGCCGAAGUCGAAAUCCCUUCUUUACGCAUUUUAAUAGAAACCAAACUGGAGGAGGCUGAGUGGAUUCAACAACGUCAUGAGCAGUUGUCUUUAAUUGAUGAGAAAAGGUUAAAUUCCAUUUGUCAUGGUCAAUGUUAUCAAAAGAGGGUAGCCCGUGCUUACAAUAAGAAGGUCAGACCACGGAUAUUCACAGAAGGAGAUAAAGUGUUGAAACACAUUUUGCCAGUACAAGAGGAAGCUAAGUGUGAGAACCCGUAA